This is a messenger RNA of Fukomys damarensis (Damara mole-rat), 5236 nucleotides long. RefSeq names its product nitric oxide synthase 1 (gene Nos1). NCBI's taxonomy places the organism in Eukaryota, Metazoa, Chordata, Mammalia, Rodentia, Bathyergidae. Gene Ontology annotation, biological process: nitric oxide biosynthetic process. Gene Ontology annotation, molecular function: FMN binding; flavin adenine dinucleotide binding; calmodulin binding. The coding region runs from base 848 to 5143 and encodes 1431 amino acids. The transcript is spliced from 29 exons. The record is from RefSeq and is a predicted model, not a curated record.
GUGGACAGAAAUAACCAUCGCUGCCCCCCAUGAGACUCUGUGAGCACAGCAAGCUGCCCUCCCAAGAGUGGCCACUACAUCCAGCCCCCUCCAGCCUCCCAGAAAUUGUCAUUGUGUGUGUGCGUGUUUCCUGAUAGGAAAAAAAUGGAAAUUAGGUUAUAUAAAAGAUGUAUGCUUUGGAGCCCAGAGCGGCUCUUUUAAUGAGGGUUGCGACGUCUCCCUCCCCACACCCAUAAACCAGCCGGGUGGGACGUCACCGCUAAUUCGUUUCAGCGAUGAUAGGAUAAAGGAGGACAUUAAGAAACAAAUUCCCCCUCACGACCCUCGCUGAGAUCCCGGAUCAUCCCACAUAUUUACGCCGCGAUUCCAGCCGCCGGGCGUGGAGCGACUUAGCGCCGGGGCUCCUCGGAGGGACCGCGGCGGCCGAGCGGAUGGGAAGCCCCAGAUCUCAUCUGCAUCUAACAGACCGGUGACCAGGAUGCCCAGAGAAUUGUCCACAUCGCUCAUGCGUCACUACUAGACACAUCCACCAGACACUCCUCCUCCCCAGUCUGCCUGACCUGUUGCUUAGGGACACGUCCCACUGCUUCUCCUGACAUCUGCCUGAUCAACCAUCACUUCCUACAGGACAGGAAGGAAGCAGACGCAUGAAAUCACGCCACCAUCGGCCAAAUGGCAAUGAACGGUGACGCUGAGUUGACGUCAAAGACAGAGGACUGAGACAUCUGCAGCCCCUGUCUCCCCUGCUCUUCUCCCAGCACAGCCUGAAGCCCAGCGCCUCCUGUGAAAUCAUCUUGCCUUGAUUCAUUUCGAGGUCUUCAGCCGGGACUUUCGGACAGAGGACACCAUGGAAGAUCACGUGUUUGGUGUUCAGCAGAUCCAACCCAAUGUCAUUUCUGUCCGCCUCUUCAAGCGCAAAGUCGGGGGCCUGGGGUUCCUGGUAAAGGAGCGGGUCAACAAGCCACCCGUGAUCAUCUCUGAUCUGAUUCGAGGCGGGGCCGCCGAGCAGAGUGGACUCAUCCAGGCCGGAGACAUCAUUCUUGCAGUCAAUGGCCGGCCCUUGGUGGACUUGAGCUACGACAGUGCCCUGGAGGUGCUCAGGGGCAUCGCCUCUGAGACCCAUGUGGUCCUCAUCCUGAGGGGCCCUGAGGGUUUCACGACGCACCUGGAGACCACCUUCACCGGGGAUGGGACCCCCAAGACCAUCCGAGUAACACAACCCCUGAGCGCCCCCACCAAAGCUGUCGAUCUGUCCCACCAACCACCGGCCAGCAAAGAGCAGCCAGUGGCGGUGGAUGGGGCCGUGGGUCCUGGGAACGGGCCUCAGCAUGCCCAAGACAGUGGGCAAGAAGCCAGCUUGCUCUCCCACGCCAACGGCCUGGCUCCCCGAACCCCAGGCCAGGCCCCUGCCAAGGAAAGGGCCAACGUCGAUCUCCAGGGCAGCAGGGAGCACAACGCACUGCUCAGAGAGAUAGAGCCUGUGCUGAGCCUCCUCACCAGUGGAGGCAACAGAGGGGCACCUGCCAAGGCAGAGACGCAAGACACUGGAGUCCAAGUGGACAGAGACCUGGACAGCAAGUCGUGCAAAGCUCUGGCCCUUGGCGGGGAGAACGACCGAGUCUUCAGUGACCUGUGGGGCAAAGGCAACGCGCCCGUCAUCCUCAACAACCCGUAUUCAGAAAAGGAGCAGCCCCCUGCCUCAGGCAGACAGUCCCCCACCAAGAAUGGCAGCCCCUCCAAGUGCCCCCGCUUCCUCAAGGUCAAGAACUGGGAGACUGACGUGGUUCUCACGGACACCCUCCACCUUAAAAGCACACUGGAAACGGGCUGCACGGAGCACAUCUGCAUCGGCUCGGUCAUGCUGCCCUCUCAGCACACACGAAGGCCCGAAGACAUCCGCACCAAGGACCAGCUCUUCCCGCUUGCCAAAGAGUUCCUGGAUCAGUACUACUCGUCAAUUAAAAGAUUCGGCUCCAAAGCCCACAUGGACAGGCUGGAAGAGGUGAACAAGGAGAUUGAAAGCACCAGCACCUACCAGCUCAAGGACACGGAGCUCAUCUACGGGGCCAAACAUGCCUGGCGGAAUGCCGCCCGCUGUGUUGGCAGGAUCCAGUGGUCCAAGCUGCAGGUGUUCGAUGCCCGCGACUGCACCACGGCACAUGGGAUGUUCAACUACAUCUGCAACCACGUCAAGUACGCCACCAACAAGGGCAACCUCAGGUCAGCCAUCACCAUAUUUCCCCAGAGGACGGACGGCAAGCACGACUUCCGAGUCUGGAACUCCCAGCUCAUCCGCUACGCCGGCUACAAGCAGCCCGACGGCUCCAUCCUGGGGGACCCCGCGAACGUGGAGUUCACAGAGAUCUGCAUCCAGCAGGGCUGGAAACCUCCGAGGGGCCGCUUCGACGUCCUGCCGCUCCUGCUCCAGGCCAAUGGCAACGACCCCGAGCUCUUCCAGAUCCCACCCGAGCUGGUGCUGGAAGUGCCCAUCAGGCACCCCAAGUUUGAGUGGUUCAAGGACCUGGGCCUGAAGUGGUACGGCCUCCCCGCCGUGUCCAACAUGCUCCUGGAGAUCGGCGGCCUGGAGUUCAGCGCCUGUCCCUUCAGCGGCUGGUACAUGGGCACUGAGAUCGGCGUCCGAGACUACUGCGACAGCUCGCGCUACAACAUCCUGGAGGAAGUAGCCAAGAAGAUGAACUUGGACAUGAGGAAGACGUCCUCACUGUGGAAGGACCAGGCGCUGGUGGAGAUCAACAUCGCCGUCCUCUUCAGCUUCCAGAGUGACAAAGUGACCAUCGUUGACCAUCACUCUGCCACCGAGUCCUUCAUCAAGCACAUGGAGAAUGAGUACCGCUGUCGGGGUGGCUGCCCGGCUGACUGGGUGUGGAUCGUGCCCCCCAUGUCCGGCAGUAUCACCCCCGUCUUCCACCAGGAGAUGCUCAACUAUCGGCUCACACCCUGCUUCGAGUACCAGCCUGACCCUUGGAACACCCACGUCUGGAAAGGCACCAAUGGGACCCCCACCAAGCGACGUGCCAUCGGCUUCAAGAAGUUGGCAGAAGCCGUCAAAUUCUCGGCCAAGCUGAUGGGGCAGGCCAUGGCCAAGAGGGUCAAAGCCACCAUUCUCUAUGCCACAGAGACAGGCAAAUCUCAAGCCUACGCCAAGACCUUGUGUGAGAUCUUCAAACACGCCUUUGAUGCCAAGGUGAUGUCUAUGGAGGACUACGACAUUGUGCACCUGGAGCAUGAAACUCUGGUCCUGGUGGUGACCAGCACCUUCGGCAACGGGGACCCCCCUGAGAACGGGGAGAAAUUCGGCUGUGCGUUGAUGGAAAUGAGGCACCCCAACUCCGUGCAAGAGGAAAGGAAGAGCUACAAGGUCCGCUUCAACAGCGUCUCCUCCUACUCUGACUCCCACAAAUCAUCGGGCAAUGGACCUGACCUCAGAGACAACUUCGAGAGUGCUGGACCCCUGGCCAAUGUCAGGUUCUCCGUGUUUGGCCUCGGCUCCCGGGCCUACCCGCAUUUCUGCGCCUUCGGACACGCCGUGGACACUCUCCUGGAAGAGCUGGGCGGGGAGAGGAUCCUGAAGAUGAGAGAGGGAGACGAGCUCUGUGGGCAGGAGGAGGCUUUCAGGACCUGGGCCAAGAAGGUCUUCAAGGCAGCCUGCGAUGUGUUCUGCGUGGGGGACGACGUCAACAUCGAGAAGGCAAACAACUCGCUCAUCAGCAACGACCGCAGCUGGAAGAGAAACAAGUUUCGCCUCACCUACGUGGCUGAGGCCCCAGAACUCACACAAGGUCUCUCCAAUGUCCACAAGAAGCGAGUCUCCGCUGCACGGCUCCUGAGCCGUCAAAACCUACAAAGUCCUAAAUCCAGCCGAUCAACCAUCUUCGUGCGUCUGCACACCAACGGGAACCAGGAGCUGCAGUACCAGCCCGGAGACCACCUGGGGGUCUUCCCUGGCAACCACGAAGACCUCGUGAACACCCUCAUUGAGCGGCUGGAGGACGCGCCCCCCACCAACCAGAUGGUCAAGGUGGAACUGCUGGAGGAACGGAACACGGCUUUGGGUGUCAUCAGUAACUGGAAGGAUGAGCCCCGCCUCCCUCCCUGCACCAUCUUCCAGGCCUUCAAGUACUACCUGGACAUAACUACACCACCCACGCCCUUGCAGCUGCAGCAGUUCGCCUCCCUGGCCACCAGCGAGAAGGAGAAGCAGCGCCUGCUGGUCCUCAGCAAGGGGUUGCAGGAGUACGAGGCGUGGAAGUGGGGCAAGAACCCCACCGUGGUGGAAGUGCUGGAGGAGUUCCCGUCCAUCCAGAUGCCGGCCACCCUGCUGCUCACGCAGCUGUCCCUGCUCCAGCCUCGUUAUUACUCCAUCAGCUCCUCCCCGGACAUGUACCCGGACGAGGUGCACCUCACCGUGGCCAUCGUCUCCUACCGCACCCGAGAUGGAGAAGGACCAAUUCACCACGGUGUGUGCUCCUCCUGGCUCAACCAGAUACAGGCUGGCGAAGUGGUUCCCUGUUUUGUGAGAGGCGCACCCAGCUUCCACCUACCCCAAAACCCCCAGGUCCCCUGCAUCCUGGUCGGCCCGGGAACUGGCAUUGCCCCCUUCCGGAGCUUCUGGCAGCAACGGCAGUUCGACAUCCAGCACAAAGGAAUAAAUCCCUGCCCGAUGGUCCUGGUCUUCGGGUGCCGGCAAUCAAAAAUAGAUCACAUCUACAGGGAGGAGACCCUGCAGGCCAAGAACAAGGGGGUCUUCAGAGAGCUGUAUGCAGCCUACUCCCGAGAGCCAGACAAACCAAAGAAGUAUGUGCAGGACAUCCUAGAAGAGCAGCUGGCGGAGGCCGUGUACCGAGCCCUCAAGGAGCAAGGGGGCCACAUCUACGUCUGCGGGGACGUCACCAUGGCCGCUGACGUCCUCAAGGCCAUCCAGCGCAUCAUGGCUCAGCAGGGCAGACUCUCGGAGGAGGAUGCUGGCGUGUUCAUCAGCAGGCUGAGGGAUGACAACCGGUACCAUGAAGAUAUUUUUGGAGUCACCCUGCGCACGUACGAAGUGACCAACCGCCUUAGAUCUGAGUCCAUUGCCUUCAUUGAAGAGAGCAAAAAAGACGCAGAUGAGGUUUUCGGCUCCUAACUGGACCCUGUUGCCCAGAGAGAGGACGGGUGGCUCCCCAAGUGCUCCAGCAGGGGUGGCCGCAGCUUUCCUGGGCGUGGAUUCGCGGCCGAA